Messenger RNA from Polyodon spathula (Mississippi paddlefish), 4036 nucleotides. Its product is annotated as gap junction alpha-3 protein-like. NCBI's taxonomy places the organism in Eukaryota, Metazoa, Chordata, Actinopteri, Acipenseriformes, Polyodontidae. The record is from RefSeq and is a predicted model, not a curated record. The transcript is spliced from 2 exons. Gene Ontology annotation, cellular component: connexin complex. Gene Ontology annotation, biological process: cell communication. The coding region runs from base 340 to 1419 and encodes 359 amino acids.
UCACAGCCACUGCCAAACUGAGCAGGGGGAGGCAGAGUGUGCUUACUGGGGCUUCACAGGCUAUAGUCGGGAGGAUCCUGCAUUACUAGAUGGAAUUCAAGAGUUUACAGUUUUAUAACAAGUCUGUUUCCUGAAUACUCGACAAAGGCAGUGCAGCAGCUAUCAGCUAUUUCUUUUUGCGCCCCAUUCAAGGACAUUGCCAUGGACUGAGAGCUUCUACUAAUCAGUGACAAAGUGUUAGUGAGCUGUAUGGACACUGCGCUUGCACACAGGGGAGAGAGAGGUCCCGCUGCUGGAGAUGUGUGAAGUGAAGAGGACUAACCUCGAGCAGUUGCCACUAUGGGAGACUGGAGCUUGCUGGGGAAGUUGCUGGAGAGCGCGCAGGAGCACUCUACAGUGGUGGGGAAGGUGUGGCUGACGGUGCUCUUCAUCUUUCGUAUCCUGGUUCUGGGCACCGCUGCCGAGAAGGUGUGGGGGGACGAGCAGUCGGGCUUCACCUGUGACACCAAGCAGCCCGGCUGCCAGAACGUCUGCUACGACAAGACCUUCCCCAUCUCACACAUCCGCUUCUGGGUGCUGCAGAUCAUCUUCGUGUCCACCCCUACCCUCAUCUACCUGGGGCACAUCCUGCACCUGGUGCGCAUGGAGGAGAAGCAGAAACAGAAGGAGAAGGAGAGGGCCUGCCAUGCCGCCAACCACGGGGACAAGCAGCCCCUGCUGGAAGAGCCCAAAGACAAGAAGCCGCCUGUGAGGGACGAGCAGGGCAGGAUCCGGAUGCAAGGCGUCAUCCUGCGGACCUACGUUUUUAAUAUCAUUUUCAAAACCCUUUUUGAGGUGGGGUUUAUAGUGGCUCAGUACUUGUUGUAUGGGUUCCAGCUCGAGCCCCUCUACGCUUGCGACCGCUGGCCGUGCCCCAACACCGUGAACUGCUACAUCUCGCGGCCCACCGAAAAGACUAUCUUUAUUGUCUUCAUGCUCGCCGUGGCCUGCCUCUCAUUGCUCCUCAACCUGGUGGAAAUCUACCACUUGGGUUUCACAAAAUGCAGGCAAGGGUUGAAAAACAGGACAGAGCUGGCAUGUGAAGCGGGGUCUAAAACACCAAGUGAAGCAGCGGUGCCUUUUGGGUCAAAUUACCCCUACUUCCCCAGUCAUCAGCCACCUCCCGGACCCUACCAGCCCGGCUCCAGAUACAGCCCGUCUCCCUUGACUGAAAUGAACUCCGCCUAUCACCCGUACAACAGCAAGGCUGCCUACAAGCAAAACAGAGACAACCUGGCCGUGGAGAGGAACGGCAAGCCAGAGGAAAGAGACCUGAAAGUAAAGAAAGGAACUCAGCCGCCAGUGGAGAAACAGCGCCUGCCCAGUCGAUCCAGCAAACACAGCAACAGCAAGACCCGGUUGGACGAUCUCAAAAUCUAACCAUAUCUGGAUUUAUUAGGAAAGAAACUAAAAAUCUAAACAGGUAUUGUUUCAGAUUUUUUAUUUUUGGAAUUCUCUGCCUGCAGAGGACCUGUUCGUUAUAAGUCUCGUUGUGCAUUAUUUUUUUUCCCCUGAUGUCAUGGUACAUGCAGUAAAUGCACCUCCCAUUACAAAUAGAAAGCAUUUGAAACUGUGCGUAGGCACGCAACAGACGUCAGCCUAUCCCUUUUUUCUACCCAGAGAUUUUUGUGGCUGGUCCCAUCAAAGGCAUCCUCCAGCCGUACCCCCAGGCUGUGGGUGUGCCAGGCUCUCGGGAAGACAACCAGAUUCUUUUUCGUGGCGUGACUGUUUUUUGGAACAUGUGUAAAUGAUUUAGGCUUUUAAUUGAAUAUAAAGAUUUGUGUAUGACAAAACUACUUUUUUUUAAAUCACAUUUUCACAAAAUAUUAAAACUUGAAGAAAACCCAGAAGUGUAGGGAUAUUUUGAUUUGUGCAGUUAAAAAACACUUUCAAAAUGUGUAGAUUUUCUGUAUUAAUCUGGAGGCAAACGGAUAUCAUAUACUCUGCAUGAUGGCAGAAAAAGGUUGUCAAUUUGUCUUAUGUUUUGCAGGUCCAGGCUGAAUUUCUUAUUAUAUUUAACCUAAAAUACAACAUGAAUUCACAAAACACAGAGGGCAAUAUUCACACAGCAUUUACCAUCACAAUACGUUGACACCUUCAUGAUAAAAAGCUUAAUUAAUAUAGAACUAAAUAACUCCGUUAGCCAGAUCAGGACCAUUCGCCUUUAAUUAGUUGUUUCUUGCUGUUUCUUGAUUUUCACUUAAAUAAUUGUGUAAACUUUGCAUGGUGGUAAAUGCGCUGUGAAUAUGAUCCAGUGUCACUUAAGCAUGGCGCCCACCAUAGCACAUUCAAAACUAAAAUACACUGCAAACUAGCUGUUUUAAAAAGGUAGCUCUGUGUUUAUAAACAUACUUUAAAAAAAUGAGUGCGUUUCAGGAAUAAAGCAUUCCGUUUCCAGCAGUCCCUAAGCAACAGAGUCAGUGUACCCUUCACUAUUGCAGAACUCUAAAAUACACAAAGACCUAAACAACUCCUCAUACAACACUCAGCAAGAGUUUAACUGCUUGCAUAAACCUUAGUGCCUAGCGCUCGUCUUGCAAUAAUUUCAUAGAUACGAGGCAGGCUCUUCAGCUAUUUCAAAUCUCUGUUGUAAUUGCACCUUUCUGUCACCCCAGAAGUGGCGAGGGUGUUUAUUUUAGGCUAGACUUAAGAAAAAAGAACCAAUUUCCCUAAAUGCAAACACAACACCCUAGCAAACACAUGGUUAGACUGCUCUGGCUCGGUAUCGACACUUGCUGGGAGACUGGUGCAGCUGUGUGGUCAGUACCAGCUGCAUCCCAUCAAUGCCUGCUUCCGUGUCAGAGCAGCGUGCCACCAGCUUGUUAACUCUUUAUAGCUGUAUUCCUGGUCCGGAUUUCCAUCCCAUUUCCAUUUCCACUCCCUGUGAGUCUGGAUACAAACAGAAUGACUUAGACACCCAACAAGAUUUAAACUGCUCCUACUUGCUACCCCCCCACCCCCCCUUGAGUUGUAUUAAAUGAGAUUAUUUUAUAUAUAAAUAAAAUGACACACAGUCUGUAUGUGGUAGUUCCUUCUCGUUUAUAAAACACACAACACUUAUAAAGCAACAGAACUUUAUUAUUCAUUGUUAGGUUCUAUAGACACGUGGCUAGUAGCUGUAACAAUUCUUUUCACUGCAGGAGAUGGCAGACAGAAAUGUACACGAAACAGUUACUAAACAUGUCAAGAGCCAAGACAGUUGACAAUGCUAUUAUGGAGUUUUAAGCACAGAACUGUGCCUAAGAAAUGCAAAUUAAACGUUUGUUUUUACAGAAUCAACCUUCUCGUCCGAUGAAAACAAUCACCAAAUUCACAGUCACAAACAAACCUACAGUACACGUUUCAAAAGAGAUCCAUAGACUGACUGCUUUGAAUUUGUAACAAAUAUAUAUUAUAUAAUAAACAAUAAUAAUAGACUUUCAAUGCAAAAAUGGUGAUUAAAUUUAUAUUUGUGCAACAUUAAAAGAAAAUAAACUCUCAGAAAGAGAAAAAAAAAAAAUCAUACCAGUUCAAAGCAGGUACCAAGUUACUUCAACUUUAAUUUAAUAGUAAAAGUACAACAAGAUCAGUUGCUCUCCCUUCACUUAGAUUACAUAUGUUCAUUGCAAAGUGUAUUGCCUGCGAGAGUGCAACAUGUCAUCUACACAUUACAGGGCAGUACAGUAUGUACACACGUGGUUCUGAUGAAAUUCCUUAUUUAAUAGUCACAGGAUGCACGUGUCUCCACUAUAUCAUCACAGUAGCUGAACAGAUGCAUUGGCAGAACAGAAGACUGAACCACAUUCUAAACUUGGGCUUACAGUGUUAGCACCGCAAACAGACUCCAGCUUCUUACAGAAUGCACACUGCGUUACUUUCCAUUCUGCAGUUCCUAAACCAUGUUCUGUCUCAAUUCACCAAGCACUCUCACUACUCCAGUGCUUCCCCUGGCCCUGUGUGUCUGCCAACAUGAAUGUCAAACUUUAAGAACAAUAUUAUUAAAAAAAGUUUAAUUUAC